Messenger RNA from Dreissena polymorpha, 2701 nucleotides. RefSeq names its product zinc finger protein 236-like. The record is from RefSeq and is a predicted model, not a curated record. Gene Ontology annotation, biological process: regulation of transcription by RNA polymerase II. NCBI's taxonomy places the organism in Eukaryota, Metazoa, Mollusca, Bivalvia, Myida, Dreissenidae. Bases 329 to 2542 code for a protein of 737 amino acids. The transcript has 7 exons. Gene Ontology annotation, molecular function: DNA-binding transcription factor activity; RNA polymerase II cis-regulatory region sequence-specific DNA binding.
UAGAACAUAUCUAUACACUCUAUAACUUCCUAAUCUAGUGUAAUCUAUUGUAAUCUAUUGACUUAUUGUACGUGUUGUGACAAGCAAAACGACCAUUUAUUCUCAUGGCAUGCUACUAUAUUUCCUGAAUUAAUGUGAGAUACAUAUCAUGGCACCGACGUUUGCUACGUUUAUGAACGUUUUAACAGUCAUGGUAUCGAAAACUGUUAUUUUUAAUGGUUGUUAAAACAGACACAAGCCGAAUUUAUUGUGCAAUCUGUUUUCGCGACACUGUCAAAAUAAUCAAAACAUAAAACUAAAAGAAAAGAGCUUGUAUAGGACAUAUAAGAUGGGAAGUCUCUCAUACUAUCACAUUUUGCUACAUGUGACGCAGAUCCAAGAAGAUGCUAUCAAGAAAUUGUUCAAUGAAAAUAAAUGGGACUACCUGUGCCAAGGAGUCAAUGACACCAUCCUGACAGCCAUCAAGGAAACUGCAAUGAAAGAACCAAACAGCAGGCCAACUUUAAGUGAGAGCAAAAAAGUUCUUCCAUUCAGAAAAUCUACUAGGGCAAUAAAACCCAGAAUAUGUGAUGACUUUAUAACUGAAGAAGUGUUAGAACAUGGUUACACAAAACCUAAGAAGAAAGACAACGAUAAUUAUAUUGAGCACGAAAAUGGUUUCAAGUACAAAUAUGAAACUAGCGUCAAAGUUGGUGAAAGUGAUUUGAAUGUUUUACAAGUUGAUAUGAGUGAGUCUGUAUCUGUUGGAGAGACACUUAAUGACAGUUGUGUUGAUUUGUGUACAACUGCGGAAAGAAGUGGGGCUGAGAUAAGUGAUGGGCAGAUUUUCCAACGUGUAGAUGAUGAGAAAAACGUCUUAGCUACGCCAUUUCCCGAAGCCAACCAUAUGAUGUUAGAUGAAAACGAAGAAACAGUUGAUACAGCAAUUGUAGGAAAGGUCGCCAAGAGUGAAGGUGUAUUGCCCAAAGUGAGCAACAAAACCAGGUCUAAACAUUCAAAGCCCAGGCUGGAGAAUACAGCAUACACAUCCUCAGCAAAGACAAGCAGACGUGAGUACGGGAAAGUGGCAGAGGAGAAUCUACCGUGCAAGUGCUUCUACUGUGAGCGCCGCUUUGCCUUCGAGAAGUACCUCAAGAAGCAUGUGAAGAGGGUCCAUCCAAAAAUGUCUCAGGGAAUGUUCUGUGAAUACUGUUCUGCAAACUUUAAACACCGCCAGGACCUGUAUGCUCACAUCAAAGAGGCUCAUCCUGACCGGAGGAACAAGAAGCUGCAGUGUGACCUGUGUGGAAACGUCUUCCGUUCCAAGGGCUCAUACGACGAGCAUCGCAAGGCCGUACAUACGGACGAACGAGCAUUCUCGUGUGACAUUUGUAACAAAUCGUACAAGUCUGAGAGGGUGUUGAAAAUACAUCGAUUACGACACGCUCCAGCCCAAGAGAUGUGCGUGAUUUGUGGCAAACGUUUUCGGCUCCGUGCCGAGGUUAAGCAUCACAUGCGCCGCCAUAACAACGAUAGACGCAUCCAGUGCGACUCGUGCGAUAAAGUGUUUUAUAGAAACAGUGAACUAAAAAAUCAUCAGCGCAUACAUACUGGCGAAAAGCCGUUUAAAUGUCCUUAUUGCUCCUACGCAUGCACAAUCAAGGGAAACCUCGAUAAACACAUGAAAGUGCAUUUAAAUGGAAAAGUGAAUGGUCAAGUUCGAAAAGAAAAAUUGUUGCAUUUAAAUUCUCAUUUACAUGUAGAUGACAACUUUGAGCGUCAAGACUCUUCCCAUAUUCCUGCUGAAUUUCAUCUUUUACCUCAGACCAUAGAACUUAAGUGGACUAACAAGGAGGAUAGUGACUCUGGUAUGAAGGUUGGCAACGAGUGGUCAGUGUCCGUUCUCAACCAACAGGAGCGUGAUGCAGUUGAGACUAUGCAGCAGUGGCAGGGGGUUAAUGUGAUUGCCCGCAUGUCUCAAUACCAGGUCCCUAGCACCGUGCUGUUCACAGACGAGACCCCUGAACAGCACCAGUCUGGUACCCUGGACCAUGCACAGGUGCACUGUAUCAGUGGCAUGCAGCCAAAAUUAGUGACUGUUAACCCUGCCGACCUGAUGCCUGCUGUAUCGGCAGCCAGUGCCAGUGUGAUACCUGCUGUGGUAUUUUCUAAUGAAGAUGGAGAUGAUGGUGAUGGCAAUAAUGGAAGUGACGGGAAUUCUGAGAAACAGAAACCUGGGUGUGUGCAAACGUUCUACAGCCUGAAGAGCAAUCAGAUGCCUGUCCUGACUCAGAUAAUCUCCCAUGGUAAUGAGGUCACUGUAGUACCUUGGUCCCAGGAAUGUGGGCUGCAGAAAGUUGUGGGCGAUGUAAACACGACGUUGCUACCCACGGUGGUACAGCCCUUGUACGUGGAAGGCAAGUUCAAGGAUGAGCAAGUGGUUGUGGUCGCCUCAAGCAGUAUGGAGACUCUGAACUCCAGUCCCAACACUUUACCUCAGUCCAGUUCUGCCGUAAUCAUACAAAGUUACCCGGAAGGAUUUGUUGAGUCUGGAUGGGAAUGACUUACAUGUGUGUUACCGGUCGCAUAUGCUCAAAGUGAUUUUACUUCCUGGGUGGAUUCCAUGAUGGCAAAGGGCAAGGUCUUUCAGACCAUCUUUGUAGCAUGCUGGGACAGGGACAGCUCAAGAUGAACAAACUGUCCAGAUAAUAGACACUGUGUU